AGUACCCUAUAGGCAGUGCAGGUCAUUCUCAGUAUUGGAAGACGUUCCCCAUUACUUUUCAGCUGACAAAGGAAUGAAUGCUGAUACUUGUGUUUCUUAUUGUGAUCCGGCUGCCAUGGAUUCCUACUACAACGCAGCCUCCCAGGACACAGAAGGCUCCUCGCCUUUUAGGGCAUUUCAAGCAAGUGACAAGUUCAGCCCUACUUUCCUGGCCAGCAAAGGACAAGGCUUUGGUGACAGCAGCUCUAAGUGCCGGAGCCGCUACAGCCAGCAGGAAUGUCAGUCCCUGGAUGGCAGCGUGCAGGCUCCCGGCUCUGCCGGCUCUCCGGCCUCCUUUAACAAAUACCCGCCGCAGCAGCAGCCGCCGCACCUCUACAUGCAGCGAGGCCCCUGCAAAACCCCCCCGGACAGCAACAUCAAGCUGCAAGAGAGCAGCGGCCACAACGGAGCCCUGCAGGUCUCCUGUUACGGUAAGGAAAGCGGUUUGGGAGAGCCUGACCUGCAGCCAAGCUCCGACCCUUCAGCAAUGGACAGCAGCUACCUCAGCGUGAAGGAGGCCGGGGUGAAAGUGCCCCAGGACAGGGCCAGCACGGAGCUGCCCAGCCCCAUGGACAAGGCUGACUCGGAGAGCAACAAGGGCAAAAAGCGGAGGAACCGCACCACCUUCACGAGCUACCAGCUGGAGGAGCUGGAGAAGGUCUUCCAGAAGACCCACUAUCCCGAUGUCUAUGCCAGGGAGCAGCUAGCCAUGAGGACAGACCUCACCGAGGCUCGUGUACAGGUGUGGUUUCAGAACCGGCGAGCCAAGUGGCGCAAGCGGGAGCGGUUCGGUCAGAUGCAGCAGGUCCGGACCCACUUCUCCACCGCCUACGAGCUGCCCCUGCUCACCCGUGCUGAGAACUACGCCCAGAUCCAGAACCCCUCCUGGAUUGGCAACAACGGAGCGGCCUCCCCGGUGCCAGCCUGCGUGGUGCCCUGCGAGUCGGUGCCCUCGUGCAUGUCCCCCCAUGCCCACCCGCACGCGGCCGGCGCCGUCUCCGACUUCCUCGGGGUCUCGGGGCCCGGCGGCCACGUGGCACAGACUCACAUGGGCGGCCUCUUCGGCACGGCCGGCAUGAGCCCCAGCCUCAACGGCUACGAGCUGAACGGCGAGCCCGACCGCAAGAGCUCCAGCAUCGCCGCCCUGAGGAUGAAGGCCAAGGAGCACAGCGCCGCCAUCUCCUGGGCCACAUGACAGGGCUGCGGCCCGGCGCCCGCCAGGCGCGGAGAGAGCGCGGGGGACAGCCCGGCGCAUCCAUCCGCUCGGACUCCAGACAGCAGUGGCCUCCUCGGGGAUUGAAUGCAGCACUUUUAGCUACCCUAGGCAUAUAAAGUACAUAUGGUAAUGUAAGUGGAGUGUUUCCAGCAUGAGCGUGGCGGCUCCCGGCUUCCUGGGAUCAGGCAGGGAGAGGGAGGCUGCGGAGCGGCGCCUCUUCCAUCAAGAUCUGGGAUGGGAUGCAUCCCCUCUCACGGCCACCUCCCCAAUAACCUGGGCAUUUUUUCUUCCCGCUAUUUUUUCUGACACCA
Messenger RNA from Ficedula albicollis (Collared flycatcher), 1566 nucleotides. RefSeq names its product ALX homeobox 4 (gene ALX4). The coding region runs from base 74 to 1234 and encodes 386 amino acids. Gene Ontology annotation, molecular function: DNA-binding transcription activator activity, RNA polymerase II-specific; RNA polymerase II transcription regulatory region sequence-specific DNA binding. Lineage: Eukaryota; Metazoa; Chordata; Aves; Passeriformes; Muscicapidae. The record is from RefSeq and is a predicted model, not a curated record. Gene Ontology annotation, biological process: regulation of transcription by RNA polymerase II. The transcript has 5 exons.